Molecule: messenger RNA, 471 nt
Organism: Aegilops tauschii subsp. strangulata
Lineage: Eukaryota; Viridiplantae; Streptophyta; Magnoliopsida; Poales; Poaceae
Source: RefSeq, a predicted model, not a curated record
AUGACGCUGUGGGGACGCUUCGCGAGGGCCCGUACGGUCGCUGCAUCCUCCCCGAGCGCCGCCGCCUCCGCCGAGAACGCGGCUGCCUACGCCAAGAGCGCAGCCGCAUUGAGCGCCGCUGCAACCGUUGAGAGGGCGUCUACGGCAGCCGACAGGGCAGCUUCAACAGCCAAGACGGCAGCAGCAGCAACUGCGAUGGCAGCUGCAACCACCGAGAGUGCUCGAGCAACCGUCCGUGCCGCCAAUGCGGCGGAGGCCAUGGAGCACUUGCUUCCUCAUGAGAUCGCCGAGCGGGAGCUAGAGAUGCAAGAGGCGGCGGAGAUCGAGGAGCGCCGGGGGGAGGGCGGCGCCGAGGAUGAGGACGAGGACGACGACUCGGUGGACUUCAGCCUGGGGGACGCGGAGUCCACUAACGACAGCAUGUCACCAGAACAAGUCAACGACGUCUCAUCUUACGCCGGCGAGGCAUAG